AUGCUGGCAUAUGGCACAGCAGCUGAUGCAGUAGACGAAUACCUCCGAAUCGCUUCAAGCACGGCGCUGAAAUGCUUGCAUAAUUUUGUGAAUGCAAUCAUAUAUUUUUACGAGGACGACUACCUCAGAAGGCCAACACCAAAUGAUCUCAAACGAUUACUCAAGGUUGGAGAGAAGCGUGGAUUUCCCGGCUCUAUUGGAAGCAUUGACUGUAUGCAUUGGGAGUGGAAAAAUUGUCCCACGGCUUGGAAAGGACAAUAUUCACGGGGCCAUGGAAAACCGACAAUCGUUUUAGAGGCUGUGGCGUCCUAUGAUCUAUGGAUUUGGCAUGCAUUUUUCGGACCCCCAGGUACUUUAAACGAUAUUAAUGUUCUCCACCGUUCACCCGUGUUUGAUGAUAUAUUAGAAGGUCGAGCUCCAAAGGUGUUGUUCUCUGUUAAUGGAUACCGAUACAAGAUGGCUUACUAUCUCACGGACGGUAUAUAUCUGGAAUGGUCGACUUUCGUCAAACCAAUUACGCAGCCAGAAGAACCGAAAGCAAGUCUAUUUUGUUACCAUCAAUCGUUUGCCCGGAAAGAAGUUGAGCGCGCUUUUGGAGUGUUGCAAGCUCGUUUUGAAAUUGUCAAAAACCCAUCUCUUACUAUGGAUAAGCAAAAGAUAUGA
This is a messenger RNA of Microthlaspi erraticum, 663 nucleotides long. Lineage: Eukaryota; Viridiplantae; Streptophyta; Magnoliopsida; Brassicales; Brassicaceae. The record is from the annotation of a GenBank genome assembly.